UGAGUCUUUGUGUAACCAGUUGAUCUUUGCUCUGUUUGGUGUUGGUUGGAAAUUGGUUAUCAUUAACCAGUUGAGAACUCUGAACAUUGAUUCUAUGCUUCCACAUAAUUAAAACUUACCAAGCACGGUUUAUAGUUCUCUUCCUUAUCAGAUGUGAUAGCAGAUGGCUUAUAAAUACAAUGUGCUCUUGGGGUCAGACUGCAGAUGAAGUGAAGAAGAAAAGAAAGUUGAGAAACGGUGAGAGUGUUGAAGCUCACAGCCAUCAUGAAGGUGACUGCUAUAAUCUUGGCUCUCUUUGUGAUCACAGGAACUCGAGGUGCAGUCCUAUGGCGAAAUGAGCCCCAAACACGUCUAGAUGACCUGAAGAAUACUCUUCAGAACUACUUUAGUCAAGUUAGUGUCAAAGCUCGAGACACUAUUGACCAUAUUGAUAACUAUGAGUUUGGCAAGCAGCUAAACCUAACAAUUUCAGAGAGCUUGGAGAAACUCAACGGAUAUGUUACAGAACUGCAAAGGAUUGUGUCUCCUUUGUCGGAUGAAAUUCGUCAGAGAUUGCAAAACGACAGAUUGCAGCUGGAGAAGAAGAUUCAGACGGACUUGCAGGAGUUCAAAGUUAAAGUCCUUCAGUAUGCCAGUGACCUCCGCAGUAGGGUCAAUCUUAGUGUUGAGCCAUCCCAGUUUAUGCUAGAACCCCUGGCCAGCAGCAUACAGGAGCAGGUUAUUCAGAAUGCGAAAAGUCUCCACCAAAGGCUGACCCCUUUAGCUGAGAAGAUCAAGGCAAAAAUUCAGUCCAAUAUGAAGGACUUUAAAAUGAAUAUUGCACCAUUUUCUGAAACCGUUCGUGAGAGACUGGAUGCUCAUCCUUUUACCAGCAAACUGAGUGAAAACUUUGAUCAAAAGCUGGAAGAGAUGAGACAGACAUUCACUCCUCUGGUUGAGAACUUCCAAAAACAUCUCAGCCCAUAUGCUAAAGACCUUAAAAGCAAAUUGACCUCUCUGUGGGACAGACUCCACCAAAACAUUAAUGAAGGAUACUAAGAGAAACCCAAUGACCCAUUUUGUGCUGAGUAGUGGCCUAUCCUUUGUUUCAGUAUUAACUCCUUGAAGUUCCAAUGUUUACUUUAAAACCCUAAAGUUUACUUUAAACUUCAGGGUUUUAUUUAUUCUGUCACCAAAAUGCUACCUUAACAAACUUAUGACACUGCCUUUGCAAGAAAAAUUGUUCCCAUUCCUGGGGAAAUUUGUCACAAAUGAUGCUUUUGUCAGGCAAACUGAUGUGAAGAUCUAAAUGCACACAAUGACCUUCCCGAAGAAGGUGAGCAUUAGUGGGUUGCCAGGCUGUGUUGCUCUCUGUGAGCAUUACAAAUUAAUCUUCUACUAUAUUAAUCUGAUUUACCACAGGGAGCAAAUUUGAGGGAAUGUUUUAAUAAUAGCUUUGAAGGGUGUUUUGUCUUGAUGUGAUAAUGUUCUUGUGCAUUGCAGAGUAAUAAAACCAGUUCUGAAACAGCAGUGCUUUCUCCACUCCUGUGGAAAAUUAAGCCAGAGGGAAUUCUGUUGAAGGAGAUGGAUAAGAAGUAGGAGCAGGAGUAGGCAAUUCAUCCCCCUCAACCUGCUCCGACAAUAAACCUGAUCACGGCUGAUCUCAUCUUGGCAUCAACUCAAUUCUCCUGCCCGAUACACUUUAACCUGUUACUAAUUUUAAAAUCUAUCCUCUUCUUGAAUUUAUUCAGAGUUGUGGCAACAAUCACACUCUGGGGUAGUGAAUUCCACAGACUCUCAACCCUGUGAUAGAAGUAAUUUCUCCUCAUCUCUAUUUUAAAUGUCCCACCGCCUUAGCCCCUCAUUCUAGAUGUCACCACAAGGGGGAGCAUUCUUUUCCAUCCACAUUGUCAAUACCCUCUCAUACCUUUAAACAUGUCAAUUCAAUCUCCUCUCAUUCUUCUAAACUCUGGCGAGUGUGGGCCUAAACUGCUCAA
Molecule: messenger RNA, 1976 nt
Organism: Chiloscyllium plagiosum (whitespotted bambooshark)
Lineage: Eukaryota; Metazoa; Chordata; Chondrichthyes; Orectolobiformes; Hemiscylliidae
Product: apolipoprotein A-IV-like
Biological process (GO): lipoprotein metabolic process; acylglycerol homeostasis; cholesterol metabolic process
Cellular component (GO): chylomicron; extracellular vesicle; extracellular region
Molecular function (GO): cholesterol transfer activity; phospholipid binding; phosphatidylcholine-sterol O-acyltransferase activator activity
Source: RefSeq, a predicted model, not a curated record